AAACCAAAUCUGAGUGCUCAAUCGAUAUGACAUGAUGAUGUUGAACAGCCGGCCAGCGUGUGACUCACUCAGAGCCCCCUCCCGCUAACGGCCAGACAUGUCAGACCCUGGAGUGGACUGACAGAAAAACGUAUAAAAUACCUCCGCUCACUUACUUAGUUCGUCUUUCCACCCAGUGCCGAGCGUUUCUGGCGCUGUUUUAACUCUGCACACCCGAGUUCAAGUGUUAGAAGCGAAACUGCUCUGGCUUGAAUAUUGACGGGAACGAAUUGGAGGGACAACAGGAAUUCCGCUAACAGACAGAAUGGCAACCACCUGUGGAUUGAGAACUCUGAAGAAUGAGCCAGUACCCCUGAAGUCUGUGUCAGUGGAGGUGGGCGUCCAGGGUCACGUAGCAUCGGUCAACUCCACCCUUCAGUAUGAGAACCAGGAGUCCAAUCCCGUGGAGGCCAUCUUCAUCUUCCCCAUGGACAGCAAUGCUGCCGUUUACCGGUUCCUGGCCCGUAUCGGGGACGUCGAGAUUGAGGCCCAAGUCAGAGAGAAGGAGAAGGCAAAGGAAGAGUAUGACGAUGCCAUAAGCUCUGGGCAGGAGGCCUUCCUGCUGGAGGAGAGCGACGAGAGCUCUGACGUGUUUCGACUGAGUGUGGGGAGUCUUCCUCCUGGACAGACUGCCUCUGUUACCGUGGGAUAUGUCAGUGAACUGGCUGUACAGGCUGACCACGCCCUGAGGUUCUGUUUGCCUGCUGUGCUCAAUCCUCGCUACACCCCUGCAGGCAGUAAGAGCUUAACGGCAGAAGUGCCGGGUGCCCAGGCUGGUGAUGUGCCGUAUACUCUGUCCCUCACCAUGGACAUCUACUCUCCCAGUUCCAUCCAGAGUGUGGAGUCUAACUGCCCCCUCACCCCACUGGAGUUUUUCUCUCAGGACAAAACUCAGGCCAAAGUGAGUCUGAGCCCAGGUCAUCAGUUUGAUCGUGAUGUUGAGCUCCUGCUCUACUACAGUGAGCCUCACCAGCCCAUGGCCAUAUUGGAGGCAGGUCAGCCGGGUGUUCAGUCAGGUUCAUUAAUGGGUGAUGCUGUAGCCAUGCUGAGUUUCUACCCAGAGAUCAAGACUGAAAAAUCAUCUCAUAUGACAUCCAGUAGGGAGUUUAUAUUCUUGGUGGAUCGUUCACGAAGCAUGAACAGGCCACUGAGGCAAAGCAGUGGGAAGCAGAGCUGCAUGAAGAUCACCAGGGACACUCUACUGUUGUUGCUGAAGAGUCUUCCUUUGGGCUGUUAUUUCAACAUCUAUGAAUUUGGGUCACAUUAUGAGUCUUUCUUCCUUGAAAGUGUGGAAUACACUCAAACGACCAUGCAAACUGCCUUAAAGAAGGUAAAGUCAAUGAAGGCUGAUAUGGGAGGAACAGAAAUCCUGCCACCCCUCCAGAACAUCUACAGCAAGCCCUGCCUUCCCUCACAUCCACGACAGCUGUUUGUGUUUACAGAUGGAUUAGUAGGAAAUACCAAAGAGAUUAUUGAUCUAGUUCAGAGACAUGCUCACUCUCACAGGUGCUUCACCUUUGGCAUUGGGGAGGGGGCCCACUUUGCACUUGUGAAUAGCAUGGCUGAGGGAGGCUCUGGACACCCACAGUUCAUCACUGGAUCAGAGAGAAUGCAGCCCAAGGUUAUGCAGUCCCUUCAAUUUGCCUUGCAACCUGUGGGAAGAGACAUUGCAAUAAAGUGGAAUAUUCCAGCUGGGAUAACUGUCAACCCUGUUUCACCUCCUGUUAACAUGCUCUUCAACCUUCAGAGAGUCAUACAAUACUUCCAGCUAACAGAUCAGAAUGCUAGUAAUAUCUCAGGCUCAGUGAGUCUCCAUUACACUGUGGAAGAUAAAGCUUUGGAGAACAAACUCAGCUUUAGUAUGAAGCCUAAGACUGAUGGCAGCAUGCUGCUGCACAGACUGGGGGCCCGAAAAGCCAUUGUGGACCUGGAAGGGAAGGUGAGAGCGGGAGAUGACAAGAGUGCGAGAGAGAGAGCAGUAGAGCUGAGCAUCCAGUCAGGAGUGAGCUCCUCCUACACUGCGUUCAUUGGAGUCAACAAGGAGAAUAAGGAGCCGGUCCAGGGGCCCCUACAGCGCAGAAACAUACCUGUUGGUGGGUCUCAUAUGUGCAACAGAGUCAUGCCUCUACCCGUGUUAUGCAUACUAUGGUGCAUUUCAAUGUGCGAAUGCAGAGGAAAACAAGAAGAAACUCCAUGGUCCGAACCUGAAAACCUGGAUGCAGCUGCUUAUUUGCCCACAAAUGCAGUCCAGGAUACAGAGGAAGAACCUGAGGAUCCUAUGAUGGAGGUGAUUGGUCUGCAGAGGGCUGAUGGGUCCUGGGAUCUCCAAAAAUCUCUAGCUUCAAUCUUAGGGAAACGGGAAGAAGAUAUGGCCAAAGCCUCACCUGGAAAGUCUGAGUUUUCUUCAGUCUGGGCCACAGUUUUGGCAGUUCUAUGGCUACAUGGACAUAAGGCUGAAUUCAGGGAUGAGUGGCAGUUUGUGGCUACGAAAGCAAUGACCUGGGUCAGAGCUCAAUCAGGAUUUGAUUUGACAAAGUUUGUGGCAGCUGGGAAUGCUUUCCUGGGUCUUCAGCUGAACCUGUGGAACCUUGAUCUGCAAGAGUGAUCACCUCCUUUUUCCACCAAUUUCCAUUAACUGCUUGUCUUGAUCAAGGUUGCGGGGGUCCAGAGCCUAUCCCAGAAUCAUUAGGCCCAAGGCAGAAGGGGUGUACACCUUGGAUGGGACACCAGUUCAUCACAGGCUAGCCGCACAUUCUCACCCGUUGCAGGCAAUUUACUGUCAUCAGUCGACUGUGAACUGCAUAUCUUUUGACUGUGGGAGGAAACCGGAGCACCCAAAGGAAACUCAUGCAGAGGCGGAGAAAAAAUACAAACUCCACACAGACUGAACUAGAUUCAAAACCAAUGCCCAAACAUCUCAGGUGCUUUUAGGUGACGGCACUACUCACUGCAGUGCCGUGCUGCUCCAGUCUUUACUUCCUCUCAUUAUUAAUCUCCAGCUUCUGAAAAAGAAUAACUAACAUGUCCAUGUAUUGAAAUACCCAUUUAUC
Scleropages formosus (Asian bonytongue) is the source of this 3089-nucleotide messenger RNA. RefSeq names its product von Willebrand factor A domain-containing protein 5A-like. The transcript is spliced from 21 exons. The record is from RefSeq and is a predicted model, not a curated record. NCBI's taxonomy places the organism in Eukaryota, Metazoa, Chordata, Actinopteri, Osteoglossiformes, Osteoglossidae. Bases 305 to 2644 code for a protein of 779 amino acids.